Messenger RNA from Capsicum annuum, 867 nucleotides. RefSeq lists its product as uncharacterized. Lineage: Eukaryota; Viridiplantae; Streptophyta; Magnoliopsida; Solanales; Solanaceae. The transcript has 3 exons. The coding region runs from base 1 to 867 and encodes 288 amino acids. The record is from RefSeq and is a predicted model, not a curated record.
AUGAUGAUAUGGAGACUGAAGAAGAAGUUAACUAUUUUACUAAUCAGUUGGGUUUCUGAGGCAAUAGCUAAGGGAAUCAAGGUCAGAAUGGGAAUGAUAAUCCUAAUCAUAAAGACAGGGAGCAAGAAAAAGGGAGAUGCAUCAAUGACAGAAAUGGGUUGUAUGUUCGUACAGGUCAUCAGAAAGCUGCCACAACUAGCUCAGAGUGGUAAGAUUUUAUCUGGCCCUGCUAUUAACAAACCUGUGAAUAUUGAGGAAGUUGUAAAUGAACCAGCAAAACAACACCCAGAGGAGUGUGAGAAACUAAGUAGUUCUAUUGACUUGUCAGAUAAGGAGAAAGAGAAGAAAGUGGUGUUGAAACCCAUGCCACGGCCACCACCUCUCUUUCCUCAAUGGUUGAGAAAGAAGGCGGAUGAUGCAAAGUUUAGUAAGUUCCUGGCCCUUGAGCAAAUGCCAGGGUAUGCAAAAUUUAUGAAAGAGCUUGUGACCAAGAAAAGGGCAGUGAGUUGCGAACUGGAAGCAGGCCUCCACCACUAUAGUGCUAUUUUCAUAGGGACCUUGACACAAAAGAAGUCGGAUCCAGGUGCAGUCACUAUUCCUUGCACAAUUGGAACUAUGAAAUUCACUAAAGCACUGUGUGAUCUAGGAGCAAGUGUUAACUUGAUGCCACUGACUAUCUAUAAAAAGUUGGGUUUGGAAAAUCCCACACCGACCAAUAUGAGGCUGGUAAUGGCUGACAGAUCAGUAAAGCAACCUAUUGGCAUUUUGUAUGAUGUGCUGUUCAAGGUCUCCAAAUUCAUAUUCCCUGCAGACUUCAUUAUUCUAUACUGUGAGGUGGACUUCGAGGUGCCCAUAAUUCUGGGUUGA